AUGCCUGUCGUUGCUGGUCCCCCCGCUCAAGCGGGCCCAGGGGGUGGUGCUCCCUCAACUUUUGACAAGAUGAAAAUGGGUUGCAUGAUGGGUUCCACUGUUGGUGGCAUCAUGGGCUUCAUCAUUGGAACCGUGACAAUCUUCCAGUAUGGCGCUGGGCCUAACGGUGUCAUGCGGACUCUGGGCAAGUACAUGCUGGGUUCAGGUGCCACUUUCGGUCUCUUCAUGUCCAUCGGUAGUGUCAUUCGCUCCGAAGGACCUCAGAACGAUGCCUGGCUCCGUGCUCGAGGACCCCCGAUGAUGCUCCCCCGACAGAGCCCGCUCCGGCCUAUGCGCCAGUAA
This is a messenger RNA of Penicillium verrucosum, 342 nucleotides long. Its product is annotated as MGR2/ROMO1 family protein. The coding region runs from base 1 to 342 and encodes 113 amino acids. NCBI's taxonomy places the organism in Eukaryota, Fungi, Ascomycota, Eurotiomycetes, Eurotiales, Aspergillaceae. The record is from RefSeq and is a predicted model, not a curated record. Gene Ontology annotation, biological process: protein import into mitochondrial matrix; protein insertion into mitochondrial inner membrane. The transcript is spliced from 5 exons. Gene Ontology annotation, cellular component: TIM23 mitochondrial import inner membrane translocase complex.